Molecule: messenger RNA, 3169 nt
Organism: Labeo rohita (rohu)
Lineage: Eukaryota; Metazoa; Chordata; Actinopteri; Cypriniformes; Cyprinidae
Exons: 19
Coding region: 69-2840 (923 amino acids)
Biological process (GO): cellular response to lipopolysaccharide; T cell costimulation; positive regulation of T cell proliferation
Cellular component (GO): external side of plasma membrane
Source: RefSeq, a predicted model, not a curated record
UUGCAACCGCGUCAGCGAUAUAUUCGUGAAGCGAUAUUGGCGAUAAUUUUUUAGCGUAGUUAGUAGGCAUGAUGGCUUUGUUUAAUUUUGUAUAUUUGAAGAUGCAUCUACCAAACUGUAUUUUGAUAUCAAUACUUCUGAUGAUCGCAUAUGUGUCUGGAUCAGAUGAGUCCAUAUAUGCGUCUGUGGGUGAGGACGUCACUCUGAACUGCUCUGUAGACUCUCAUUUCACACGUGAACACAUUGAAGAGGUUUCAUGGAAGAAAACAGAUAAAGACGAACAUAUUCUGGUUCUGCUCUACCAAAACAAUAAGACUCUAUCAGAUUCCGCACAUGAGCGAUACAGAGACAGAGUUGAGUUCUUCACUCCUGAAAUCCCCAAAGGAAACUUCUCUCUUAGACUGAAGAGUGUCAGAACUGAGGAUAAAGGAGUUUACAUGUGUCAAGUGUUUGCUGGAGGACUUUCAAUUAACACAACUGUGGUACUGGAGCGACUGGGUUUCUCUGUUUCACACAUAAUGGUGUUGAUUCUCUGUAUUUCUGCAUCUGGAUCUACACUUCUGCUCUGCUGGCUAAUCUACUGUAGGUCACCUAAUAAAGGUUUCACUACAAAACAUUCUUGUAACAUGUUUGUUCCAUUGGGAGGUUCAGUAGUUCUUCCUUGUCAUGUUGAGGAAUAUUUAUUAAACCAAAAUUUGAUGGUGGAAUGGAGAAGAGUGGACAAAGUGACUCUGGUUCAUCUGUAUCAAGAUUGUAAGAGUGGAGGAGAAAAACAGCAGCAGGAUUAUCAUGAUAGAGCAAAUUUUUUUACGGAUCCGAUUCAGCAUGGAAACUUCUCCCUCUGUCUGGACAAUCUGAGAGCUGAAGAUGAGGGACGAUACACAAGCACAGUUUACAGUGACCAGGACUGUGUAUAUUCAUCUGAGACAAAUUUGGUUCUGAGGUGUAGUGUUGGAGAAUUUGAUCCCCUGGUUGUCUGUCUGGGAUCUUCAGUGGUUCUACCUUGUUAUGGUGAUAAACGCUUAUUAAAAAAAGGUCUGAAGGUGGAAUGGAGAAGAGCAGACUCAGGGAGUCUGGUUCAUCUGUAUCAAGAUGGUGGGAGUCGACUAGAGGAACAGCACAACGAUUAUCUUGAUAGAGCUCAUUUCUUUACUGACCACAUUCGAUAUGGCAACUUCUCCCUCCGUCUGGACAAUCUGAGAGCUGAAGAUGCUGGUGAAUACAUAUGUAAAAUUUACAGUGACCAGGACUGUGUGUAUUCAGAAAUCACAAAAGUGGUACUAGGCUUCGUUCUUGAGCAUUCAAGCCAGACACUUGUUCCUUUGGGAUCUUCAGUGGUUUUGCCCUGUUAUGAUGACAAACACCUAAAAGAGAAAUGUCUGAAGGUGGAAUGGAGAAGAGCAGACUCAGAGACUCUGGUUCAUCUGUAUCAAGAUGGUGAGAGUCGAGCAGAGGCUCAGCAGCAGGAUUAUCGUGAUAGAGCUCAUUUCUUUACUAAUGAGAGUAAAAAUGGAAACUUCUCCCUCCGUUUGGACAAUAUGAGAGCUGAAGAUGAGGGACAAUACACAUGUACAAUAUACAGUCAGGAGAACUCUGUGUUUUCAGCCAAGACACAUUUGGUCCUGAGAUUACUAGAUCUAGUGUUUAAUCUUCAGAUGUUUCUCGUCUUCUGUCCAAAUAUUAUGAUGUUUCUUGCUUUUGUACUUUGGGGUGUUUCUGAAGGAUCUCUGAAUGAGACAGUUUUCUGUUGUGUUCAUUAUCUUCUGAGGCCUCUCAUGUUGCUCUGGGCAGCUCCAUAUGCUCAUGAGUUUACAGGCAGCAUUAGAUCAGUGAUUCUGUAUUACAGUUAUAGAACACAAUAUAUUGUUUUCUCAGCUGUUUUUUAUUUAGUUCUUUUUAAAUAUGUUUGGCACAAAGGUUUAAAUUACACAGGAUUGGAUGGUUUCAUGAUAACAGUCCUUUUCUUAAUAGUGCUCCUGUUAUACCUCUACUAUACUGUUUUCAUUUUUGCUAAAUUAAUUGGGAAAUUAAAUGAACGAGCGUUUGUCAUAUUCAGUGCUCUGGCUGGAAUAAGUUUCAAUGUUCUCCCUUCAUUUCAAUUCAUCCUUCUCUACUAUACCUUUGGAUCAACCAGAGGAGUAUUCUUUAUUGUUGCAGUUUUGCCAAUGUUUCUCGCCGUCACAAAUUACAGUUGGGAUUUUACGUGCGGUAAACACAUGCUCUGUUCACCUUUGCUCACGAGAUCAGUCUGGCUUGUUUUCAUGUUAUGUGUCAAUGCCGUAAUGGUUUAUUUCUACAUCAUAGCUCUGGAAACUGAAAAGGAUCGUAUCGGAUGGGCCAGUAUGACCGCAUUUCUACAAGUCCUGUGGGCAGUGUUAAACUUCACAUGGUCAUUUGAAUGGGAUAUUUACCGUGUUGUUCCUGUGUAUGUGUUUGGAUCAGUUGGUGUUGUUUUACUAAAUGCUGUGGCACUGAUGACUGAACUGAUACUGAAAACAGUUAAUGGUUAUCGUACAGUUGAAGAUCUGAGAAUCAUCGUCUUUUCCUCUGAAUUCUUCUUCCCUUUAUUUCUGCUGAUUUUACUGGUGUUUGAACCCUGGAUCAAAACAUGUCUGCCAUCAUGUGAGAAGGCAGCACAAUCUUAUCUAACUCCAGCCUCACAUUCACUCAAGAAACAGACUUCUCAGAAUGCAGCAGAAUCUGAUGAAACUCCAGCCAGUGAAUCAAAGCAGAAGCAGGACACAGCAGAAUCACAUGAAAUGAAACCUUUUCUCAAUCAACAAAAUCAGGAUGCUGGUAGGAGUCAAACUCAGCCUGAUUCAGUGGAAACACAAUCAUAAUCAACAACAAGAGAAAAAGACACUCAUCAUUGUUCAGACAGACUUCAGUGUUAUGCUUCUUCUGUAGCUAAUUCUGUUUUUUUUUUUUUUUUUUUUUUUUUUUUUUUUUUUUUUUUUUUUUUGUUUUGUUUCAGUGUUUUUAAAAAUCACUGCAAGUACAAUAAGGUCACACACUUGAUUAAUUAGUUGGACUGCCUUUAGCUUUGUUUGCAGUGUGCAUUUGUCCUGGCAAUUUUUUGUUGACCUUUGACCUCUGUUGAAUGUUUAUUUCUAUCAAGAGUUACAUUCAUCUUUGACAAGAUCUCUGUAUUACUCUGUAAAGGCUACUU